UUUCCGGCCCACGAGAUGUUGAGAGCUCAGCGGUCAGGUCGUCUUCCACUUCCCGUGCGUGCGCUCGCUUCUUCUCCCUCUUCCUCCCUCCCAUCUGGCUCCUCCACUCCUCGGGGCCCCACUCCUCGAGCUCCAAACCUCGCGUAAACCCUAGCCCAGGCGCGCAGAGGAGAGAGGGUUGCCUCCGCGGGAUGAAGACGAGGUCGCAGACGGUGUGGCCGAAGCCCCUCAGGACGCUGGAGCUGGAGCCCAGGCCCGGCAGCCACAAGCGGAGGCCGAGACCGAGGCCGAAGCCGGCGGGGAAGGGCGACCCCCGCGCGCCCAAGAAGCCCCCCAGCGCCUUCUUCUACUUCAUGGAUGAUUUCCGAAAGACUUAUCAGCAGGAAAAUCCAAGUGUAAAGUCACUUCAGGAAAUAGGGAAGGCAUGCGGUGAAAAAUGGAAUACGAUGGCGUUUGAGGAAAAGGUGAAGUAUUAUGAUAUAGCUACCGAGAAACGAGCAGAAUUUGAGAAGGCGAGGAUUGAAUAUAACAAGAAAAAGGAAAGUGGAGAGUUGUCUGAGGAAUCCAAUUAGGACUAGAGCUGAAGAUUUUGCUAUUCCAAUUUCGGAUGGUUCACUGCCACUGGUUGAAUCAAUCUAUUGUAUAUUACCGAACUCAGAAUUGUGAUUUGUAAUGGAAUUUGUAGAUACCAGUAGGAGUCUUAAGUUCAUGCACAAUUGUCUCAUCUGUAAUAGACUGGUCGUAUUUAACUGACAGUGUCAUUGGUGAUUCUAGUCUGGAGUCUGGACGAACUUGCUAA
Messenger RNA from Panicum virgatum (switchgrass), 799 nucleotides. Its product is annotated as high mobility group B protein 14-like. The record is from RefSeq and is a predicted model, not a curated record. Bases 192 to 572 code for a protein of 126 amino acids. The transcript has 5 exons. Lineage: Eukaryota; Viridiplantae; Streptophyta; Magnoliopsida; Poales; Poaceae.